AGUUUUAAAAUGAACUUACCCACACACUAGCAAAUUCAUAGGAUUUUUAAGGUUAUCUUUACUCUCACUAUGGGCUAGGGUUUACGAGUACCUCCGUUGUAUCUCAAUGGUUCCUUUGUUUCUCUAUUUGCUUAUCUUGGAGACACCAAAAUCUUUUUACUUCUAUUCACUUCCAUGGCUUUAACCAUACACUAGGAUUGCUUUUUCUUUAAAAAAAAAAAACCUAAAGUUUUCAGAAUCAUCCCUUCUUUAACAGAUGGCAACCAAAAACUCUUUCGAUCUGUUGGAUGAUGAUAUCGAAGACCCAAGUUUGCUUAUUGCUGCUGCUGAGAAGCAAAAGCUUGAAAAGCCUAAGAAAGCUCCUGCUUCAACUCCAGCUCAAGCUCAGCCGGCUAAGUCUGCCAAGCUCCCCACCAAGCCACCUCCUCCUGCUCAAGCUGUGAGGGAGGCAAAGAAUGAGUCUGCGCGUGGAGGAGGCCGUGGUACCGGACGUGGUCGUGGACGUGGCGGCAGUGGGUUCAAUCGUGAUUACAAUAUUAGUGAUCAAUCCAAUGGAUAUUCAGGAGGGUACAGACCCUCUGAAGAGGGAGAAAGAGGGAAUCAAUCAGAAAGGCGCGGCUAUGGUGGGCCUCGAGGUUCUUUCCGUGGGGGUCAUCGAGGUGGUUCUAAUGAUGGAGAAUCUGGUGAAGGGGUACGCCCACGUAGGCAGUAUGAUCGCCGUAGUGGGACUGGGCGUGGGAAUGAGUUCAAACGCGAUGGUGCUGGACGUGGUAAUUGGGGUAGUCCUACUGAUGAAGUUGCUCCGGAGACUGAAGAAAAUGUCCCUGAGAAUGAAAAGAAUGUGGGCACUGAGAAGCAGUUUGUAGAGGAAGAUGCUGUGAAUGCCAGCAAGGAGAACACGGCAACUGAACCUGUGGAGGAGCCUGAAAAUAAGGAGAUGACUUUGGAAGAAUAUGAGAAGAUUCUUGAGGAAAAGCGGAAAGCUUUCCUUGCCCUCAAGACUGAAGAAAGGAAAGUUGAUGCUAAAGAGUUUGAGUCCAUGCAACAACUUUCAAAGAAGAUUAAUGAUGACAUCUUUAUCAAACUGGGUUCUGAAAAGGACAAGCGAAAAGAUGCUGAUAAAGAAGAAAAAGUAAAAAAGUCUGUCAGCAUCAAUGAGUUCCUGAAGCCUGCGGAAGGGGAGAGGUACUAUGGCCCCGGGCGUGGUCGAGGCCGUGGCCGUGGUCCUAGAGGUGGAUAUGGUGGCAACACAGCUAGCAAUGUGCCAGCCCCCUCAAUUGAAGAUCCUGGCCACUUUCCCUCCUUGGGUGGCAAGUGAGAUCCACGACUGCAAUCUACACAAUGGAUUUCACUUGCUUGGAAUUCAUUGUGAUCUAUUCAAUAUUCAGGAGUCAAAAAGGUUUUGAGGAAUGAUGACUUUAUUGGAAACCAUUUGAUGUUUUUGAGUGUAAAUUUUAGAUAAUUUACCCAUGGUCUUUUCCUUAACAUGCAUGCAUACCUAUUUUUCUUUUUUUUU
Durio zibethinus is the source of this 1516-nucleotide messenger RNA. Its product is annotated as RGG repeats nuclear RNA binding protein A-like. The record is from RefSeq and is a predicted model, not a curated record. Lineage: Eukaryota; Viridiplantae; Streptophyta; Magnoliopsida; Malvales; Malvaceae. Gene Ontology annotation, molecular function: RNA binding. Gene Ontology annotation, cellular component: cytoplasm; nucleus.